CGAUUUUUAAAAUUUAUGGAGGCUGAAGGAAAGCUUGAAGAAUUGGCUAGGGUUAAGUAUGCCAAUAUUAUAGAAGAGAUUGAUGUCAGUACAAGAAAGACUAAAAUGAUAUGUACUCUAGGACCUGCUACAUCCACUAAAGAGCGCAUGGUCGAACUCAUUGAUGCUGGCAUGCAAGUUGCUAGAUUUAACUUCUCAUAUGGCGAUCAUAAGACUUUCGGUGAAAUGCUUGAGAACUUAAAAGAUGCCAUGGCUGAACGCAAAGGUUGUAAUGUUUCUCUGAUGCUUGAUACCAAGGGUCCAGAAAUACGAACUGGCAUUUUAAGAGAUGCAGAGCCUGUCAAUAUUAAAGAAGGACAAGAGUUCGAUAUCCUGACUGACUUCUCCCUUGAAGGAGACUCAUCCAGACUGACUAUUUCUUACCAGGCGCUCCCAGAUACCGUCAAAGUUGGUGACAAAAUUGUGAUUGAUGAAGGCCACUUAAUCUUGGAAGUCAAAGAAUGCCUUGAAGACUCUGUGAAAGCUGUUGCCAUGAACGAUCACAUUCUCGGAGAAAACAAGAAUGUGGCAUUGCCAGGCUGCACCAUCGACUUGCCAGUUCUCACUGAGAGAGACGAAAUCGACAUUGCAGACUUCGGGUUCAAAGAACACAUCGACAUCUUGGCUUGUUCAUUUACCAGGAAAGAAUCCGACAUCGAGAAAAUAGUUGACUUCAUUGGAGACCACAGAGAAACCAUGAAGAUCUUCGCCAAAAUUGACAACAAGGAAAGUCUCGACAACUACGAAGCCAUUCUCAAAGCUUCCGAUGGUAUCAUCAUAUCGAGAGGCGACUUGUCAAGAGAAAUCCCAGCAGACAAAGUCUUUCUGGCUCAGAAGUGGAUGAUCAGUGAAGCCAAUGCUCUUGGUAAGCCUGUCAUUGUCAGCAACGAAAUCUUGGACUCCAUGGUCAAAAAGCCAAGGCCAUCCAGAGCCGAAGCUGGGGACAUCGCCAACAUCAUUGUGGAUGGAGCCGACUGCAUCAUGCUGACUCACGAGACUUCGGUAGGCAAGUAUCCAACCAACGCUGCCAAGAUGCUCGUCAAGAUUUGUUGUGAAGCCGAGAAAACCAUUCAUUACAAGAGAGUGUACGAAGAUGUCAAGAGGAGAUCCCAGACUCCGUUCAAGUUUUCAGAAACCGUUGCUUCCAACAUUGCCAGUACAGCACUUGACAUGAAGAUCGGAGUCCUCAUUGUGUUCACUGAGAAUGGCAGAGCUGCCAGGACUCUUGCAAAGUACAGGCCCAGGCAGCCAAUAUUCGUGUGUACAUCAGAUCAGAGCGUGCUGAAACAGAUGAGCUUGCUCAGAGGAGUCAUUCCGUACCACAUUGACAAGAACGAAGGCAUCGAAGACACGGUUGCCAAAGUGAUCAACUUUGCGAGAGAGCGAGCAUUUUGUCAAGAAGGAACCAAGGCCAUUGUCCAGACUUCGAGUGAGGGCACAGGGCUCAAGGACGACCCAGUCGAAGAGUGCAACAUGAUGAAGGUGUACGACAUUGACGCAGAUGGGGUAGCCAAUUAGAGAUUUUGAAAUUUCGAAUACACGAGCUCAACUUGAGACAGCAUAGAGGAAGU
Messenger RNA from Moneuplotes crassus, 1610 nucleotides. The record is from the annotation of a GenBank genome assembly. NCBI's taxonomy places the organism in Eukaryota, Ciliophora, Spirotrichea, Euplotida, Euplotidae.